AUGGUUGCCUUUCCCCCUCCUCCGGUCAACACCAUUGACUGGUCCAACGUCGGCUUCAAGGUCCGCGAAGUCAACGGCCACAUCGAGUCGACCUACACCCAGAGCACCGGCCAGUGGACGCCCCUGCGCUUCGUCGCCGACCCGUUCAUGCGCAUCCACGGCAUGUCGCCCGCGCUCAACUACGGCCAGCAGGCGUACGAGGGCCUCAAGGCCUUUCGCCUGCCCGGCGACGACCGCAUCGCCCUCUUCCGCCCGGACCGCAACGCCGUGCGCCUGCAGCACUCGGCCGACGUGGCCUCGAUGCCGCACGUGCCCGAGGCCAUGUUCAUUGAAGCCUGCCGCGCCGCUGUCGCCCUCAACGCCGGCUUCGUGCCGCCGCACGAGACGGGCGCCGCCUUGUACGUGCGCCCACAGCUCUACGGCUCCAGCGCGCAGCUGGGCCUGACGGCGCCGGAAGAGUACACGUUUUGCGUCUUUGUCAUCCCCACGGGCGUCUACCACGGCACGCACCCGGUCAAGGCGCUCGUGCUCGACGAGUUUGACCGCACGGCGCCCAAGGGCACCGGACACGCCAAGAUUGGCGGCAACUACGCGCCGGUCCUGCGCUGGAGCGACAAGGCGCGCGCCGACGGCUACGGAAUCACGCUGCACCUCGACAGCCUGCACCACGACGAGAUUGACGAGUUCAGCACGAGCGGCUUCAUCGGCAUCGUGGCCCGGAACGAGACGGACGUGACGAUUGUGGUGCCCGACUCGAGCUGCGUCAUUGACAGUGUCACGAGCGACAGCGUGCAGCACAUGGCCCGCAGCUGGGGCUGGACCGUCGAGAAGCGCGUCAUCAAGUACAGCGAGCUGCCCAAGUUUACCGAGGUCAUGGCCGCGGGCACGGCGGCCGCGCUGGUGCCGAUCCGCUCCAUCACACGCCGUAUCAAGGGCGGGCUGCCGGCGGCGGCGAAUGUUACGACGGACGAGACCUCGGAGACGGUGACGUAUAUCCCGACGGAACAGGAGGACGCGGGUCCGAUCUGCUUGAAAGUGCUGGCGCACCUCAAGGGCAUCCAGCUGGGCAAGGUCGAAGACGCGUUUGGCUGGCGCUGCCCGGUGACGGCGGAGGACCUGAAGGUGGGUGGCGCGCCGACGACUGGUCAUGCGACGCCGCAGACGGUGGACCAGAUGGACUAG
Messenger RNA from Cordyceps militaris CM01, 1182 nucleotides. Its product is annotated as branched-chain-amino-acid aminotransferase 5. Gene Ontology annotation, biological process: branched-chain amino acid metabolic process. Gene Ontology annotation, molecular function: branched-chain-amino-acid:2-oxoglutarate transaminase activity. Lineage: Eukaryota; Fungi; Ascomycota; Sordariomycetes; Hypocreales; Cordycipitaceae. The transcript is spliced from 2 exons. The record is from RefSeq and is a predicted model, not a curated record. The coding region runs from base 1 to 1182 and encodes 393 amino acids.